Messenger RNA from Papilio machaon (common yellow swallowtail), 1515 nucleotides. RefSeq names its product GTP-binding protein SAR1b (gene Sar1). Gene Ontology annotation, cellular component: COPII vesicle coat; endoplasmic reticulum exit site. Bases 159 to 740 code for a protein of 193 amino acids. Gene Ontology annotation, molecular function: GTP binding; GTPase activity. The record is from RefSeq and is a predicted model, not a curated record. The transcript is spliced from 5 exons. Lineage: Eukaryota; Metazoa; Arthropoda; Insecta; Lepidoptera; Papilionidae. Gene Ontology annotation, biological process: membrane organization; vesicle organization; endoplasmic reticulum to Golgi vesicle-mediated transport.
UUGCCAACAGAUUGAUAUUUCGUCGCAUACUCUAACUCUUCAUAACUUCAUAGUAAAAAUCGUCAAUUUUAACGACGAAACGUAAUAAAAAACGUGCGAAUUAUUGUGAUAAUUUCCUUUAGCGUUAAUAAAUAUAGUUCAAUUUUAAUAAAUUAAAAAUGUUUAUCUUGGAUUGGUUCACUGGUGUCCUAGGAUUUUUGGGAUUGUGGAAGAAAUCAGGCAAACUACUGUUCCUGGGUCUAGACAAUGCAGGCAAAACAACACUCCUGCACAUGCUGAAGGAUGACAGAUUGGCACAGCAUGUGCCCACACUUCAUCCCACCUCGGAGGAGCUGUCAAUAGGCAGUAUGCGGUUCACAACGUUCGACCUGGGCGGGCAUCAACAGGCGCGCCGCGUGUGGCGCGACUACUUCCCCGCGGUGGACGCCAUCGUGUUCCUGGUGGACGCGUGCGACCGCGCUCGCUUGCCCGAGUCCAAGGCUGAGCUGGACUCACUGCUCACCGACGACACGCUCAGCAACUGCCCCGUCCUCAUCCUCGGCAACAAGAUUGAUAAACCCGGCGCCGCCAGCGAGGAUGAGCUCAGGCAGUUCUUCAACCUUUACCAGCAGACCACCGGCAAGGGCAAGGUAUCGCGGUCGGAGCUACCAGGACGGCCGCUGGAGUUGUUCAUGUGCUCGGUGCUGAAGCGACAGGGCUACGGCGAGGGCUUCCGCUGGCUCGCGCAAUACAUUGACUGAAGACAGCCCGCACACACAACACUCGCGGCUCGCUUAUAAUCGUAUGCUUUUUAUCAUUCAACUCUCGACGUAGCCGUCUUCGUAUUAUAAAUUUGCUUUGAAAGUCCUCUUAACUGUACAUGAAUCUAAAUUUAUUUACAAUGUCUUGUAAAAUAUUCCAUCUAUGUGUGACACAGUUUAUUUAAGUAAAACGUAAUAUUUUGUUAUAUUUCUUUUACUAGCUUAUUAAGGAUCCGGCUACGUUUAAGAAAUGGUAGCGAACGCGCCCGUUUGUAAGCAGCCUAGCGCUCGCUCCCUAGUAAUGUGUUGUCUUAACAGGCUCCCCUAUUUAAUUGCCUUCCUCAUAUCUAUAAUAAUUUCACAAUAGUAACAAAGUUCAUUAUAAAUUUUUUAAAAGUAUAAAUAAGUAAUAUAGUUACUCUUAUAAUUUCGGAUGUGAAACUAUUCUAAGAAACUUCUUCAAAAUCUAAGUACAAAAAAUACUUAUAAUGCCUUUCAUAAAGGCGAUUAAAUUAAGUGGAUCAAACAAUGUUCAUGAUUGCUAUAUCUAUUCAAAGUGUUGUUUGUAAAGUAUUUGUACUUAUGACGAAAAAAAGAUUUGUUUAAAUUACUUAUUUAGUUUUGUUAUGUACUUACGAAUAGUACAAAAGUUAUAUAAUGGAGCUUGUUGAGAUAUGAGCAUUACUAGAUAGCGACGUACAAAAGCAGUUUGAAAACAUCCACUGCAAAUAGUUUAAGCCUAUGGUUAAUUUGAGGUUCCGAUACAAUAUUACAA